AUGCUCACCGUUGCUCAGCGUAUGCCAGUAGAUUCAUGGGACUCGCACAUGCAUGUCACAGAUCCGGACUACCCAUUAACAGAAGGAGCGGCGUAUAUUCCCUGUCUACAUACCUUGGACGAUGUUCGAAACUUUGAAGGGACAAUUGGCAUCCGCAACACAGUCUUUGUCCAACCUUCGAUAUAUGGCAACGAUAACUCAUGUCUACUCGACGCUUUGCGAGUGGCUGGUCCUUCACACGGUCGUGGUGUGGUCGCCAUAGACCCUGAUAUGCUGGACAUUACUCAACUUCAGGAAUGGCAUAAGCUCGGCGUUCGUGGUGUCCGCCUCAACCUCAAAUCGAUCAAUGCCACAUACACAGAGAAUUCCCUUACAACAAUGCUUCAGAAGUAUGCAGAGGCCAUUCGAGGCUUCGGCUGGGUGCUCGAACUCUACAUCGGCAUGGAAGCAAUGCCUAUCCUGGAGAAGAUCGUGCCCAGUCUCGGUGUCAGGAUAUCAAUCGCACAUUUUGGUGCACCCACAUUGCCUAGUCCAGAGACCGCGAACUAUCCACUCAACCCAUACGAUAUUACCGGCUUCUCUUCACUGGUAAAUCUAGUCCGAGCUGGUUCUACGUGGGUCAAACUAUCUGCACCUUAUCGAUUUGACAAGGACACGCACUUCCGUGGUGUCGAAAGCAUUGCUCGCGAAUUGCUCAAGGUUGCUGGUGAUCGCUGCAUCUUUGCUUCCGAUUGGCCUCACACGAGGCAUGACGGUCUUGAUAUCAAACCUUUUGUUGAGACAGUCUUGGAUUGGACAGACGAGGCCAACCUAACAAAGGAGGUGUUCAGUCUCAACGCGAAAGAGUUGUGGGAUAUUGACCAAAGGCGUGAUAGUCAGGAUCCACUGAAGUGUGAUUGA
Molecule: messenger RNA, 900 nt
Organism: Aureobasidium melanogenum CBS 110374
Lineage: Eukaryota; Fungi; Ascomycota; Dothideomycetes; Dothideales; Saccotheciaceae
Product: amidohydrolase 2
Exons: 1
Coding region: 1-900 (299 amino acids)
Molecular function (GO): hydrolase activity
Source: RefSeq, a predicted model, not a curated record